UGAGAAUUUAGUCAAGUCAACUAUCAUUGCAUCUAUAAAGAACCAAUCCAGUUUAUUGCAACCAAUUUCUUACCUUUCUCAUUUAACUCUUAACAUCACUUGUUCUUGAGAUCAUGGCUACAGCAGUCGUAGGUGGUGCGUUCCUCUCUGCCUUCCUUGAUGUUGUUUUUGACAGGCUGGCUUCACCUGAGGUUGUCAACUUUAUCCGUGGAAACAAGCUUGACAGCAAGUUGCUUCAACAGUUGGAGACCAUUCUGAGAGUGGUUAGAGCUGUGCUUGAUGAUGCUGAGAAGAAACAAAUCACAGACUCCAAUAUCAACCAUUGGCUCACUACUCUCAAAGAUCUUGUCUACCAGGCUGAUGACUUGCUCGAUCAUGUUUCUACCAAAGCUGCCACCCAAAAGAAGGUAAGAAACUUCUUUUCUCGUUUUUCCAAUAGUAAGAUAAUUACUAAGUUGGAAGACAUAGUUGUCAGAUUAGAGAAUGUUUUAAGACUUAAGGAGAGUCUUGAUCUGAAAGAGAUUGCAGUGGAGAACAGUGUACCAUGGAAAGUUCCAUCAACAUCUCUCGAAGAUGGAUCUCACAUAUAUGGUAGGGAUAAUGACAAGGAGGCCAUAAUCAAAUUGUUGUUGGAGAAUAGUAGUGAUGGUGAAGAAGUGUCUGUCAUCCCUAUUGUGGGCAUGGGUGGAGUUGGAAAAACUACUUUGGCACAAUUGGUGUACAAUGACGACAGUUUGAAGGAGAUAUUUGAUUUUAAAGCAUGGGUUUGUGUUUCUGAAGAAUUUGAUAUUCUAAACGUCACAAAAAUUAUAUUAGAGGCAGUUACUGCACAACCUUGUAAAAUCAAUGAUCUAAACUUACUUCACCUUGAUUUGAUGGACAAACUGAAAGAUAAAAAGUUCUUGAUUGUUUUGGAUGAUGUUUGGAUUCAAGAUUAUGUUAAUUGGAGUCUUCUUAAGAAACCACUUCAACGUGGAAUUAAGGGAAGUAAAAUUCUUGUUACAACCCGCAAUGAAAGUGUAGCAACUGUAGUCCGUACUGUUCAACCUUAUCAUCUAAAUCAGUUGUCGAAUGAGGAUUGCUGGUUAGUGUUUGCAAACCAUGCAUGUUUUACUCCAGAACCUAGUGAGAAUUCAAUGACUCUAGAAAAAAUUGGAAGGGACAUUGUUAAAAAGUGUAAGGGAUUGCCUUUAGCAGUACAAUCACUUGGAGGUAUGUUGAGAAGAAAGCAUGCCGCUAGGGAUUGGAAUGAUAUACGGAACAGUGACAUUUGGGAACUUGAGUGUAACAUUAUUCCAGCACUAAGAAUCAGUUAUCAUUAUCUCCCUCCACAAUUAAAAAGAUGUUUUGUUUAUUGUUCAUUGUAUCCUAAGGAUUAUGAAUUUCAGAAAAAUGAAUUAAUCUUAUUGUGGAUGGCUGAAGAUCUUUUAAAGCCGGGAAAAAAAGGAAAAUCAUUAGAAGAAGUUGGUUGUGAGUAUUUUGAUUAUUUAGUUUCAAGGUCAUUUUUUCAACAUUCAUCUAGGGUAAGUAAAUUUGUGAUGCAUGACCUCCUGCAUGAUCUAGCAACAUCCCUUGGACAAGAAUUUUAUUUGAGAUUAGAGGAAUUGGGAAAAGAAACCAAGAUCGAUGUCAAGAUUCGUCAUUUGUCAUUUACCAAAUUCAGUCAUGCUGUCUUGGACAACUUUGAUGGAAUAAAUUUUUUUAGAACUUUCUUGUCUAUCAUCCAUUUUGAAGUUGCUCCAUUCUAUAAUGAGAAGGCACCAUGUAUUAUAAUCUCAAAACUUUUGUACUUGAGAGUUUUAUCAUUCCGUGACUUCCAAAGUUUGGAUGCUUUGCCUAAUUCAAUAGGUAAAUUGAUCCAUUUGCGUUAUUUAAAUCUGUCUCAUACAAGUGUUUCUACAUUGCCAGAAUCAUUGUGUAAUUUAUACAAUCUAGAAACCUUGAAGUUGUAUAAUUGCACCAAGUUGACUAAGCUGCCCACUGGCAUGCAGAAUCUUGUAAACUUGCGUCAUCUUGAUAUAUAUGGUGUUCCUUUAAAAGAGAUGCCUAGAGGAAUGGGAAAAUUAAACCACUUACAAGAAUUAGAUUUUUUUAUUGUGGGCAAGAAUAUAGAGAAUGGGAUCAAAGAAUUGGGAGGACUUUCAAACCUUCAUGGUUCGCUUACGAUUAGAAAUUUGGAGAAUGUUACCUCAAGUGAUGAAGCAUUGGAGGCUAAGAUAAUGGAUAAGAUGUACAUUGACAGAUUAUACUUGGAGUGGUCUGAAUGUAACAACAAUAGUAAGAACUGUUAUAUUCUUCCUUCGCUAGGGCAACUACCAUCUCUUGUGAGCCUUUAUAUUUCAAGAUUGAAUUCGGUGAAGACUAUUGAUGCAGGUUUUUACAAGAAUGGAAAUUCUUGUUCUGUGAAAUCCUUUCCCUGCCUUAAAUAUCUAGAAAUUAAUAACAUGCCUUGUUGGGAAGUGUGGAGUUCCUUUGAGUCAGAUGCUUUUCCUUCACUUAGGAGGCUUGUUAUUUGGGGUUGUCCUAAACUACGGGGAGAUUUGCCAAAUCACCUUCCUGUUCUGGAAUGCCUUGAGAUUUCUAAUUGCGAGCAGCUUGUCUCUACUUUUCCAAGGGCUCCCGUCCUGCGAGAUUUAGAGAUUUUUGAAAGCAAUAAAGUAGCGUUGGAUGUGUUUCCUCCUUCGGUGGAAAUUAUCAGAGUAAAAGGAAGCCCAAUGGUGGAGUCCAUGAUGGAGGCCAUCACUAAGGUCCAACCAACUUCUCUCCAUUCUUUAUCAUUAAGUGAUAGUUCCUCAGCCAUAUCAUUUCCAGGUGGUCGUUUACCUGCAUCGCUCAACACUCUGAGAAUCCAUGAUAUUAAGAAAUUGGAAUUCCCGUCCCAACAGAAACACGAGUUGCUAGAAAAUCUGACCGUAUACAACAGUUGUGACUCGCUCACAUCUCUUCCAUUGAUUUCCUUUCCAAAUCUCAAAAGUCUCAGAAUCGAUAGGUGUGAAAAUAUGGAAUCUCUCUUGGUUUUAGUGUCAGAUUCACCUAAGAAUCUAAGUUGUUUUGAGAUUCGCCAAUGCCCUAACUUUGUUUCAUUCCCAAGAGAAGGAUUUCCUGUGCCCAAUUUGACUACUUUGAGAGUUGGAUUUUGCGACAAGUUGAAGUCGUUGCCUACUCAGAUGAGUGCUCUUCUUCCAAAAUUACAACAUCUUGAAAUAAGCAACUGCCAGGAAAUUGAGUCAUUUCUUGAAGGGGGUAUGCCACCUAACUUGAGUACGAUUCAUAUUUUCAACUGUGAGAAACUAGUGAGCAGCCUAGCAUGGCCAUCGAUGGACAUGGUUACCAAUCUCAUCAUCUAUGGUCCGUGUGAUGGCAUAAAGUCCUUCCCAAAGGAGGGUUUGUUGCCUCUCUCCCUUACGUAUCUCUCUCUACAAAACUUCUCAAGUCUAGAGAUGUUGGACUGCAAGGGGCUUCUCCAUCUCACAUCCCUCCAAAGCUUACGAAUUGCUCGUUGUCAUAAGUUGGAGAAUAUGGCAGGUGAAAGAUUGCCUCUCUCUCUAAUAAAAUUAGAAAUUAUUUCAUGUCCUUUGCUGCAAAGACGCGUGAAGCACCGUCAAAUUUGGCCUAAAAUUUCUCAUAUCCCUGGCAUUAAAGUUGACGAUAGAUGGAUUUAGUGACGAAGGAUGAUCACCAGUUUGUUUGCAUAGUAAGAGCCGAGAUUUUGCUUAGUAUUAUGGUGAAUACCAGGAGACACAACUUCUAACCAGCUAGACAAACAUUAUACAAUUUUAUGGUAGCAAAAAAAAUGGAGACCGAAUCUCUUAUGUAUGGAAUGUGUCCAUCCCACUUCAAUUGAUAAAUGCAUUAAUGUACUGAACAAUAUUUUUAUAGUUGAAUAUGUUGCAAUAACACAUUACUUAGUGUAAGGGGAAAAAAGAAGUGAAAGUGAAAAGAAAAAAAAGAUAAUUUUGUUA
Cajanus cajan (pigeon pea) is the source of this 3962-nucleotide messenger RNA. RefSeq names its product putative disease resistance RPP13-like protein 1. Gene Ontology annotation, molecular function: ADP binding. Lineage: Eukaryota; Viridiplantae; Streptophyta; Magnoliopsida; Fabales; Fabaceae. The record is from RefSeq and is a predicted model, not a curated record.